AUGUCAAAGGAUGACGCCUGCAAAGUCACAUCCGCCAGCAAGCACAAGGAGCGCAAGCCGAAAAAGCCUCACUACAUCCCGCGGCCGUGGGGCAAACCCUACAACUACAAGUGCUUCCAGUGCCCCUUCACCUGCAUGGAGAAGUCCCAUCUGUACAACCACAUGAAGUACAGCCUGUGCAAGAACUCCUUGUCUCUACUCAUAGAGUCAGACUGGCCGUACAAAAAGGGCAACAUCCUGCACCCAGACCAGCUCCGACCCUUUCAGCAGGCGCACGGCCUGCAUGGUAACGGGAAAGAUGAGCUAGAGCAGGCGAUGCGCACUGAGGAGAGACAACAGGGGCAGCGGAGGUUGGUGGAGGAGGAAGGUGAGGGCAGGGAAAGCCAGGGAUUAGAAGAUGAAGAAGAGGGAGGACGAGGAGAGGGAGUAGAGAUCACUGGGCUGACUAAAGAAAACUCCAGCAGCAACAGCAGAGCAGAUGCUGCAGAGUGUGCUACCAAGAAACCCAAACAGCCAGAGUCAGAGCUUCUGAUGGCAGACAUGCUCUCCCUGGAAGAUCAGCUUCUACGAGCACGCUCUGUGGAGGUGGAGGCCCAGCUGAGACACUAUAAGCUGUCCAAGACAUGUCUAACAGCUCCUGGGCUUCUGUCAGAACAGUGGCGACUGCUGGCGUCCAGCCACACUAAGGCCAAAGCAGAAGGUGCUCAGCCUCGAGUGAGCAGCUCAAUCCCCUGUUACCCUCCGCCGCCAAACCUGGUGGACUACCAGGAUCCCACUGGACUCAAUCUGUCAGUGCUCGGUGUAGGUUACCCCAUCAGCCCCAGCCUCUUCUCCUACAUGAACUCAGCUAUUCCUGCCGCCGCCGCCUCCGGUGUCAACGCCCAGACUCACGCACAGCUCGCCCAGCUUCCCUUCCUGGCAUCGGCGGCUCAGCUGAUCCACCCGGCCUCCAGCACGCAUACAGACAGAGCUCUCAUUCCCCCUCGCCUCUACUAUCCCUUCCUGUGUGAGCACGCGUUCGGACCGGCUUCUAGUCAGAGUGAUGCCAGCAAAUCUCUCAAGACGUCCACAAACAGUCUAGAAACAAAUUCCUUGUCCGGCUUCCAACCUAAAGUCAGUCUGUGGAAAGUGCCUGCUUUGCGGCCAGGAACUGCUGUCUCCCCCGCCGGCUGGGUGUCACCUCAAAGAGACUCCCCCGACCAGGGCUACAGGUUGGGGGAUAAACUGCAGGCUGCAGCAAAGGAGGGAAAAACAAGCUGGAGUCUCAAGAGAACAGGAGCUGCUCUUAGAAACCAAGAUGCUCCUGUGGAGAAGAAGCCGGCCAUGGGCUUCACAUUGGACCUUCUGAAGAAUAUUCAAACUGCAUCGAGUCUCAAUAUGGCGGCAGACAAGCUUCUUCUCCAGAACAGUUUACAGGAUGCUCAGCUUCAGACUCGGCCCACUGAGCUGUGGUACAACGAUCCUCUCACCAGCCCCAACAGUGAAACAUCCUCUCUAUCAACCUGCGGUGGACCCAACAGCCAAGACUCGACAGCUGCCAGGACAGUCGGGGACGGGGCUUCCGAGUCAGUCGCUGCUCUCCUCAGCGACCUCUCCAAGGCGCUGCAGGAGUACCAGGAGGCCGAGCGCAAGAUCUCCCACCUAGAAAAGGAAGACCUUCCCGCCCAGCGACACCUCUGGGAACACCUGAACAAGAUCCGCAGCGAGCUCUCUCACAUUCACCAGGCGCUGGAGCGAACGGCCCGCCAGAGCGACGGGCCUCUGGACCUGUCUGUCAAAAGGGACUCGACGGACUCGGUCGGUGAGCAGAGCAUGAGAGAGGACGGCAGCCUCAAAGACAACACGACGGAGACGGACGAGGAGGACGAGGAGCUGGAGGAGAAGAGGGAGGAAGAGGAGGACGAGAGCGAGAGGAAGGUGAUGAAGGCCGCACUGGAGAGUCGGAAGCAGUCGCUGGACAUGCUGAUCAAGAUGAGUCAGGCGUCGGUGGUGAACGCAGAGGUUCUGUCUCCCGGUGGUCUCAGCCUGAGGCCCAGUCCAGCUGAGGCCCUGUGGCCGAGCAGAACCACCAAGUGUGAGGCCGACUCCAGCGUCCUGCUCUGCCCCGACGGCCGGUCAGUCGUGUUCACCGACAUCCCCUCCUCCGUCAAACCCCCAAAGAGACCCCCGUCCAUACAGCGACUGGAAGCCCAGUGUCCUCUGAGCCCUUUGACAGCAGCUGACAACUAA
Messenger RNA from Stegastes partitus (bicolor damselfish), 2229 nucleotides. RefSeq names its product proline rich 35 (gene prr35). The coding region runs from base 1 to 2229 and encodes 742 amino acids. The record is from RefSeq and is a predicted model, not a curated record. NCBI's taxonomy places the organism in Eukaryota, Metazoa, Chordata, Actinopteri, Pomacentridae. The transcript has 2 exons.